Trichosporon asahii var. asahii CBS 2479 is the source of this 5301-nucleotide messenger RNA. Its product is annotated as STE/STE11/cdc15 protein kinase. Gene Ontology annotation, biological process: protein phosphorylation. The record is from RefSeq and is a predicted model, not a curated record. The transcript has a single exon. Gene Ontology annotation, molecular function: ATP binding; protein serine/threonine kinase activity; protein binding. NCBI's taxonomy places the organism in Eukaryota, Fungi, Basidiomycota, Tremellomycetes, Trichosporonales, Trichosporonaceae. Bases 1 to 5301 code for a protein of 1766 amino acids. Gene Ontology annotation, cellular component: cytoplasm.
AUGCUUGCCGCGAGCACCCAACCGCAGCCCCCGCAUCUAUUGGUGACACCAUCGUCUACAACGGAUAGUCGGGAGCAGCAGCAAAUGUCUACCAACACCGCGGACGCCGGUGUGCGUCCGCCACCGAUCCCGCCGCGGCGCAUGAAGUCGCUCUGGCGCAAGCCCUCCAAGUUGAUGAACGACGACCAGCCGGUGGCCUCGUCCUCGACCUCCGACCUCCCCCUUCCCAACGUGAAAGCCGCCUCCUCAUCGAAUCUUCUCUCCGCCUUCUCCUCUUCCAACGUUGACCUUCCGCAAACCUCGACCCUCGUAAACCCCUCGGCGACGUCUUCAGCGGCCUCGACGCAGAGCGCCAGGUCGAAGCUGAAGAACUUCAUCACCGAGCCGGCAUCGCAGGCCGUCCGAGCGCUUGGUGGAGGACCGGGGAAGCGAUCAUCGGUCCCGCAACCGACGCGGUCGAUUCCCAACCUCCGCGAGCAGCAUGACCAACACAAGAACUAUGCUGCGCGUGCGAACACCAUUGCUCGCUCAAGCACGACCAAUGUGUCAGCCACCCCCUCGAAAGUCCCUCGGUCCUCGAUUCCCGUGCGGACAUCCUCCAUCACGACCCCCACUGCCCCCCUUCCGCCCACCGUGUCCACCCCGUCUCCGUCACCACCGCGAAAGACUGAUCUCGGGCGUUCACUGCUGAAAGCGUCGCGCUCCACACCGUCCUUACCUCGGAGAGCUAAGAAGGGCAAGGGCAAGGAUCUGCUUGACGAUGAUGAUGAGGAUGAGAAACCGGCGACAGUGGGCAAGAAGAAGAAGGGUGGGCGUCAUUCACUGGCCAUGCUUUUCCACAAAAAUCGGUCAACAAGUGCCGUGUCCCCCCACUCGUCUGAAACACCGUCGCCUUCUGACAUCGACCUCACGUCACCCGAGGAUGAACUGAAGCCUAUUGAAAAGCUGCCACCAUCAAUUCUGUCUCAGCCCAAGCGGUCAACAUUGUCGCCCCCUAUCACGCCCACAUCUUCCUAUUUCCUGAAUAACAGCCGACCCUCGAGUGGAUCCAACAGCGCAGCCGGCUCGGUCGGUCUCCCAGAUCUGAGCCCGGCAACUACAAGAGGUUUGUCGCGUCCCUCCUCUUCUUCGCUGUCGCGUCCGCCAUCACAGUCAGCAUUGCGUGGAUCAAACGGCGAGCCUUCCUCGCUUCGUGGGUCUGCUCAGACACUGCAGAAUACCGUAUACAGGCAUAACCCGAGCGCGUCAUCGCUAUCGCCCGCGGGAUACAGCCUUUCGUCAUCCAGCUUCCAGCACUCGCGCUCCAGUCUGAUCAACGGUUCACACACGAGUCUCAGUCUCUCCCAGACCAGCCUUAUCCUUCCAGACGGACCUCGCCACUCGCUCUUGUCACAAGAACAUUACCACCUCCGGUUCGCGUGCACAUAUAUCACCUACCUCCUCACUCCUGCAUUGCGGCACGCCAACUUUUCGACGUCGGAGCGUAACCUCGAGAUUAAGCGCAUCUCGGAAGACCGAUUGGGCCAUUUGGCGCGCAUGGAACGUUCCUGGGGAAGCUCCUGGGCUGAAGCUUCAGGUGAAAUCCUCAGUGGCAAGCAAUCCGGGGUCUCGCUCGAAGUCAAGGAGGCGAAGCUGCGGGCUUGCAACAUCACCGCGACCGCAAAGGCUCACGAGCGCAAAGUGUUUGUUAGCGCCGUUCGUGACGGCAUCCUGCUGUGUUUCCUUUUCAACCGGCUCUUCCCGUCGCAGCCCGCUCACAUUCAACGCGUCAAGGUGCCCCGUGACGAAGCUCGAAUCCGCGCCAACAUUGACCGCUUUCUUUCCGCUUGCAGCGAGAUCGGGGUAUCUGAGAACGACAGUUUCACGAUGGCAGACUUGGACGAGCAUUCCCCAGCUGGUCUGGCCAGGGUGGCGAGGACAAUUCUGGUGCUUGCUCGCAUGUCUGGUUCGGCCGUGGUUUUGCCUGCGAAGAAGUCGAAGCGGAACCUCCGGGGUGAAGGUUCGGUCAACAAGUCGUCAAUCCCGAAGGAUCGCAGCCGACCACACUCGGAGCAAACGCCGGCGCCCUCGAACAACGCGACGCCCAUGGCAUCCAGGACCGCCCUCGAGCGGACACUCAAGAACAGUUCCAGUGAUUUGCGACUUCGACGGGAAGGGGUGGCAACCAAUGGCGUUCUUCCCACACCCGCGGCAAUGAACGGAUCCACAAUGUCACUUACGGCUUCCACCGAGAGCGAUCACGCGUCCGCCGCCUCAGGAUCCAACUUAAAGUCUGUUUACGCUCCACCUUCGCGGUUGUCACAACAGUCCUUCUCACCCACCCCUCCGCUGUCACCUGCGCGUGCCGCGUCCACGCCGAACGCAUCUUCUCGAUCCAACGCCGCCAUCCAGAAUGGCACACCGCCGACUGCGCGUCCUCCCAUGCGCACGAUACACAACUCCAAGGUGUCAUUCGCCAAUGAUUCCAGCUCUCCGCGAGCGUCUGGACACGACUGGAGCAGCAGCAUCUCGUCCACCCAGUCGUCGUACCACCUCGCGCCGCUGCAGGAGCGCGAGCGGACCCCGAGCCUCAUCAGCACCAACUCUCAGGUCGCAUCGUCCUACUCCCGGUCAAGCAUGAUGGCAAUCCCCAUCGUCCCGGGCGAGGAUCAGCGUGCCAUCGACGCGACGGACGUCGAACCCAUCGACAUCCCUCUCGGAUCGUCGCCCUCGGUCCGGCCGGAGCUGCCUCCGAACGUCCGCCGCAUGAGCGAACAGACGCUGCAGGAGGCGAGGCGCAAGAUUAUCGGUACGCUGCUCACGAGCACGGAUGACUUGCAUGCCCAGCAUGGCAUGACGCCGAACGGUCGACUGUCAUCGUCUCUGGAGGAGGCCCGGGGAUUCGCCCUGUCUGCUUCCCUCGCGGCUCUGGAAGGUUCCGGCAUUGGCGGCCCGACCACGCUCAGUCUGCGGUCGGACAGCCCUCGUCUUCGACCCAUUUCUCGAGCUGCACGCACGCAAAGCAUCGAGUUGCAGCACGACAGCUUCAUCGAGGAAGACGAGGUUGGAUCACGCAGUCCCGCGCGCGCCCCCGGCGAAUUGCCACCGAGACCUCGAAUUCGUCGUUCGAGUGUCACCGGCAAGAUCUAUGUGCCCAAACGUGCGCCCUCGCCGGGUGUGGGCAUGCAGUCGACUCUGUCGUCGUCAUCCAUCCCGAUCCCCAUCGAUCCAAACCUUGCCGCUGAGGCGUACGGUACCCGACGCGCGUUGACCAAACAAGAGCGCCGCCGGUCUGAGGACUUCCCCCUGAGACCCAUGUCUAUCAGCAACGCCAACCGAGUCAUGAACAUGCGCAACAAUCACUCCAUGGUUAAUCUGCCUAGCACGACCCGGCGGACAUCGACCCUGAGCUUCACUUCGCGUGACUCUGCGGUAUACCCGAGUCUCCAGAUUCUGGAGUUUAGCAUGGCUGGCCAGCCGGCGAUGCGUUACCAAUUGGGUAAUCGCAUAGGCACUGGUCAAUUCGGUGCUGUGUACCGCUCGCUCAACCUGACCAACGGUCAGAUGGUCGCCAUCAAACGGAUCCGUGUGGCUGGCAUGCAGCAGAAGGAGAUCGACGACGUCAUGCGCGAGGUCGAACUCUUGGCCCGGCUGUCGCACCCUGGCAUUGUCAAGUACGAGGGCAUGUCUUGCGACAACGAGUUCCUGAACAUUGUUUUGGAAUUCGUCGAGAACGGUUCCCUGCAACACACCCUGAAGGCGUUCGGCAACUUCAACGAGCGGCUUGUUGCUUCGUAUGUCGCCAAGAUCCUUGAGGGUCUCAUCUACCUGCACUCGCAGGGCGUCGUUCACUGUGACCUGAAGGCUGCCAACAUCCUGUCGACAAAGAAUGGUAAUAUCAAACUGUCCGACUUUGGUGUCUCGCUCAACAUGCGCGCCGUGGAGACUUUCGCGGAGCGCGCAAGCAUUGGCAAGGCUGAGAGCAGCGAGGUCGCCGGCACCCCCAACUGGAUGGCACCAGAAAUCAUCAAGCUCGCUGGAGCCUCGCCUGCUUCGGACAUCUGGUCGCUGGGCUGCACUAUCAUUGAGCUGUUGACGGGUAAGCCUCCCUACCACAAUGUCGGCAACAGCAUGACCGUUCUGUUCCGCAUCGUCGAGGACCCGAUGCCUCCUCUCCCGCCGACGUCGCCCGAACUCGAGGACUUCCUCAAACUCUGCUUCAUCAAGGAGCCUGGAGACCGCCCGUCCGCGACGCUCUUGUUUGAGCACGAGUGGGUCCGCGCCGCCCGUGGCGACAUCGACCUCAGCCCGCAGGACAGCCUGCCCUUCCUCCGCCGUGUCAGCCAGGAUCAGCGCACCGAUUCGCAGCGCAUCUUUGCCAAUCCGAUCGACAUUCCCAAGGUGUCCGACUCUGUCCGCAUCAAGGAAGCGAACGGCAUCUUUCCGACUCGCUCCGCGUCUACUUCGCUCGUCGAUCUCAGCACGACUCCCAAGGAGAACGAUGUUCAGAAGUAUGCGCAAAUGUCCAUGGUCUCGCUCCACUCGCAGGCGUCCCAGAGCCGGGAGUGCCUCCAGUCCUCGAGCGCCCGCGCCCAUGGUCUCGUCAAGACCACCUUUGCCAAGGCCAUCACCUGCCAUGUCUGCCUCGAGAAUGUCAAGAAGUCGGCCUACCUGUGCCAGAACUGCGGUCUCAUCACGCACGCCAAGUGCGCAGCCCGCGCUAGCCCUCGCUGCGACGUUCGUGAGCAGCUCGCGCUCCUGGCUCAUCAGCAAGAGUUUGCCGCCGCUGUCACGACGCCGCCCGAAUCUCGCGCCACCUCGCCGUACCUCGCAGACACUUCGCCGACUACCUCGAACGGCCUGUCUGGCUUCCCCGGCCGGUUCUUCGGACGCGGCAACCGCUCGAAGAGCAGCCUUCUCGCUCCGUCGACGACGUCGCUUGUCGAGCCCGACAGGCGUGCUCGCUGGUCCACGGGUGCCGGCUCGAACCACUCGCGGUCGCACCUUGACGCCGUUCCGACUCCUGCGUCCAACGGCCACGAGACCAUCAGCUCUGUGCGCUCGCGCCUUUCGGAGGGCAGCGAGGAGUGUGUCCGCGACCCGCGCGGCGCGUCGACGACUCUCCUCCGCAUUGAUGAGGACGGCCCCAGUCACGAGAAGGAGUCCGCUGGCCCACCGCCCGUCAUGCGUCACGCCCCGAUCGAGGGUGGCAAGCCCGUCCGCAAGCCGAGCAUGCGCCUCCGCAUGAAGCGCGAGAAGCGGGACAAGAACGGCGUCAUGGACGACGACGACGUUGCGCCCAAGGACUGCAUCGUGAUGUAG